Molecule: messenger RNA, 588 nt
Organism: Diabrotica virgifera virgifera (western corn rootworm)
Lineage: Eukaryota; Metazoa; Arthropoda; Insecta; Coleoptera; Chrysomelidae
Product: zinc finger protein 492-like
Exons: 1
Coding region: 1-588 (195 amino acids)
Biological process (GO): regulation of transcription by RNA polymerase II
Cellular component (GO): nucleus
Molecular function (GO): RNA polymerase II cis-regulatory region sequence-specific DNA binding; DNA-binding transcription factor activity, RNA polymerase II-specific
Source: RefSeq, a predicted model, not a curated record
AUGGAGACUUUUUUUGAACAUUCAUCUCAUAAUGGAGACUAUAUGAGUUACGCUGCGGGGAAAACCGUUAAUAAAAAUAUAGAAGUUCAGGGACCUUACAAUUGUGAAAUUUGUUUUAAGAAGUUUUCUCGCACAUCUAACCUCAAAAGACAUUUGGUGGUUCACACGGGACAAAAACCUCACAAGUGUGAAAUUUGUUUUAAGAAAUUUUCUCGCACAUAUGACUUGAAAAGACACUUGAUGGUUCACAAGGGAGAAAAUAAGUGUCAAAUUUGUUUCAACGAGUAUUCUCGCGCAUCUGCCAUAAAAAGACAUUUGAUUGUUCACACGGGAGAAAAACCUCACAAGUGUGAAAUUUGUUUCAAACGAUAUUCUCAAUCAUUUGAUUUGAAACAACAUGUAAGAAUACACACCGAAGAAAAUCUUUCGAAGUGUGAUAUUUGUUUUAAACAGUUUACUCAACGAAAUAAAUUGAAACGGCACAUGAGAUUGCACACUGGGGAAACUCCUUACAAGUGUGAAAUUUGUUUUAAGCAGUUUAGUGAAGCGGGUACUUUGAAAAAACAUUCGAGAGUGCACCUGGAGUAA